UUUGUUAAAGUGAUGUUUUUACAAUUAAAACAUUAAAUAAUGAUAAAUAAUUGCAUUAAAUAUUCACACAUGUAUAUGUUCUUACAUAUGGCAGAUGAUUGCCUAUUUUGGUGCUUCAAAUACGGUGCGGCCUAAACUGACAAUACACUUUAAUUACUUUUUAGGUCUUUGAAAUGCAAUUAAAGUGAAAAAAAAUUACUCUAACUAAAACUCGUCCACAUUCGCAUCCUAUGACCUCAUUAGUUUUUUCCCCGAAAUAAUACUAGUAGUUAAAUUCAUACGGAGUAAUAUUUAAUUUAAUAUUUAAUGAAUAAAUACAUUUUUUAUGGACUAAGAUGCCCUUAAAUGGAUAUUAUAAAACACUAACUUCCUACUCAUUUCUUAAAACAUCUAGUCAUUAAAUUAGCCCGCCGUCGCAGCAUCUGUCUCCCCCAUCGCCGUGGCCGUCCCCACGCGUCGCCGCAGUCCCCAUGCCCUUUUGCCGCAGGCCGUCCACAUGCCUGCGCUGCCGCUGUCUCCAUGUUUACCGGACGCAGCCGUUCCCGGCCAUGCCGCGGUGCUGUUGUUGUCCCAAAGCCCGUGCGUCCGCAGCUGCACCCAUUGUCACGCUCCAAACCGCACCUAGACCGUGUACAACUGUCGUACAAUCAAGUGAUGUCAUCCACGAGUCACACUCACUCGAUUGUGCAAGGCGCCCAUGAACAUUGUUCAUACCAUACAUAGUACGUAAACAUACAUAACAACAUCAGUAUUUAGAUUGAAUGAAUAGAGGAAAUAUUCAAUCAUGGGCCACAUAUGGCAAAAUGUGGGAUCGCAGGCUCAAAACAAAGUAUGCAUUACAAAAUAUAAAGUAGGAAAGAGAGUGUAUUAAGAAGAGUAAAGUAAUGAUAAAGUAGAAAAAAGAAAGUAGUUUGUAAAAAGUAAGUGGGGUAAAAAUAAUAAAAGUGGGAGUAUUUUCUCAAAAACUUUCCUUAAAUGGAAAGGAGGGCAAAUAAAAAAAAUAGACCAAAUUGGAAUGGAGGACUAUUAAUAAAGAAUAGAGGGAGUAUAUAUACUAAUAACAUUUUUUUGAGGUUGGGCCUUGGCCCUACCUGGCUUAUAUGCCACAUCCGCCCUGCAUAUAGGUGUACGUAAAAGGUGGGGGAGUGUGGCUGUGUAUAUAUGUAUGCUAUCCGCUCAUCUGUUGAUGCAUCCAUCUAUUGAUCUUCCCUCAUAACACAUACAUACCCGUCAACUUCAAUUCAUCAACCAAAAAUGAGAAGUCGUCUUUUGACUCUCAUCACUACCCUGGCAUUUCUCAUACAUCCCACAUACCCUCAACCACGACCCCCAACAUGGGAUUCAAUGAUGUUAGCAUUGACAUGGUCACCUGGCUACUGCUCAGCAAACAAAGACACCUGUGAUCCACAGAGAAUCAAACCCGACUUUACAAUCCAUGAUCUAUGGCCAUACAGUGAGUGUGGAUCAAUGUUCGUGGAUCCUAAUGCUUCGUUGUUCGAUAUGGUAACCAUUAUAUAUAUACUUCGUAUAUAUAUAUUUAUUGGUGUUAUUAUUGUUGUUAAUGUAGGUAUUACACUUAAUUAAGUUUUUUAUUCAAUAUAUGAAUUUUAACAACAUGUUCAUAAUUUAUUGAAUUGAAGGAGAUUAUUUUGGAGGACGGGCAGCUGAUCAACGAGCUAGAUCUCUAUUGGGUGAAUUAUGAAAAGGGGGAGACUAACUUGUGUCUGUGGAGGCACAAAUGGAAUGAACAUGGUCGCUACGCAGCCUCUUUGCUAGGCGAAAAGCAGUACUUUGAGAAGACCAUUUAACGUAACCCUUUCAUGCCUACAAUAUGACUGACGUUCUCAUAAGAAGUUUUAUUUCAGUAGGGAUGGUUUAUGGGAUUGAAAAGGUAAGAGGUAAAUAAUUUAUGCUUUAAUAGGUAAGAGGUAAAACAUACGAGACUUUUGAAUCUGUGUGUUCUCUGGUAUAUAUCAUUCUUGUUUUAUUAAAACCAAAUUUACUCAUUUAUUUAGUAGGCAUAAACCUUCCCUGCUGAAAUAAAACUUCUCAUGAGAAUGUCAGUCAUAUUGUACGCAUGAAAGAGUUGAAGAACUUCUCAAAGUACUCCUUUUCGCGUAGCAAAGAGGCGGCAUAGCGACGAUGUUCAUUCCACUCGUGCCUCCAGAGACCCAAGUUAGUCUUCCCGUUUUCAUAAUUCACCCAAUAGAGAUCUAGCUCAUUGGUUAGCUACCGGUCUGUCAAAAUAAUCCCCUUCAAUUCAAUAAAUUAUGAACUCUUUGUUAAAAUUCAUAUAUUGAAUAAAAAAUUUAAUUAAGUGUAAUACCUACAUUAACAACAAUAAUAACACCAAUAUGGAUCCAUAUCAAACAAAGGAGCAUUAGGAUCCAUGAACAUAGAUCCGCGUUCACUGUAUGGCCAUAUGCCAUGGAUUGUAUAGUCAGAUCUGAUUUUCAGUGGAUCACAGGUUUCUUUGUUUGUUGAGCAGUAACCGGGUGACCAUGUCACCGCUAACAUCAUUGAGUCCCAUGUUGGGGGUCAUGGUUGAGGGUAUGUGGGAUGUAGGAGAAAUGCGAGAGUGAUGAGAGUCAAAACUCAAAAGACUUCUCAUUUUUAAUUGAUGAAGCUGCCGGCGUAUGUAAGUGUUAUGUGAGAAGAUGAGAAGAUCGAUAGACGAUGGAUGGAUAACAGAUGAGCGAAUAGCAUAUAUAUAUACAUAGUCACACUCCCCCCACCUUUUACAUACACCUAUAUGUCUAUAGGCAAUACAAGCCAUGUCACGUACGUAAGUGGAUAGUUUAUGGUACACAUGCGUGGAUCCAGACAGUUAUAAUGAGGUGGGCUGAGGGAAAAAUUAGAAAGACACAUACAUAAAUACAUAAUAAUACGUCAAGUCAUCAACACUUUAAAUAUUCAUCAAAACAUCACUUAAGUUGUGCGCUACGUGACUUCAAAGUAUAAAAUUUAUCAAUAAUAGAAUCUACAUCUAUGUUGUUGACAAAAUCUCUUUUAAGAGAAUCCAUUCUAAAAACAUUUUCAAUAUUGAUAUGAAUUAAAAUACUUCUAUAGAAAUAUAAAUUAUGAAGUAAAAAGAAAAACGAAUUGUUGUACAUAAAACUAGUAAGUAUUUCCAAUUUCAAAAUUUAAUUGAAAGUUUCAAUUUCUUCUUACAUGCCCAUACAAUAAAUAUAUAAAUCAUUCUCUUCAAUUGUAUAAUCAAUAAAUCAUUCUAUAAGAUUUAAAUUUCCAUCUUUAAUCAUUAUAAAUCUAUAAUGAAUUUUGCCCUAUUUUAUUAGAGUUUUGCUAGAGGUACACAAAAUGUGUACACAUGUCUGUCCUUCACAGAAAUUUUGUCUGUCACAGAAAUUAUGUUGUCUGUGACAUACAAAAUUUCCGUGAAAGAAGACAUGUGUACACAUUUUGUGUACCUCAAACAUUUUUGAUUUUAUUAUGCACUGAAAAAUUCAACUAAUCAUUAAAUUGAUUAACUAAGGGACUAACCCUAACACUCUAAAGGCUAAAAAUAAUAAAAGUUAACAGUCUUAACACAAUCACAAAAUAAUACAAUAAGAUUUUAAAUAAAAAAACUCACCUGCGCCAGAGCUUGAGGAAGAGCCGAGAGGCGGGAGAGGAAGGACGCCGGAGUCUGGACGGCCGACGACGUAGCGGCGUGCACGGGGGCGGAGGGUCGCAGGUCACAAGUUGGACCGCCGGUCGUCGCAAGCUGCCAAGCUCUUGGUUUUCGAUUUUCUUUCUUCCGUUCGGCCAGUUGAAGCGCAGGUAAGUUAUAAAGUUAGUUGGGCUGAGCUGUGGGCCGGGAAUUGAUUUUGGGGUGGGCUGACAACAUAACCCAUACCUAUACUAAUAAAACUAAAAUAAUAUAGGCUCGGCUGACGCCCACCCCUGCCCUCACAGAGUCACAGCCACUGUAAUUGGUACACUAUUUAGGUCUUUGAGAUGCAAUAAUUAGGCUUCCCGCAAACCUAAGGGUGAAAAGCCAAAUUUGAUGCUUUCACUCCCAGAUUUGCUGCAAUCCACGUAUUGAGAGGUAUCAAAACUCGUUAGAUAGCACGGACCAAGUGGGAAUUCCGCUUCUUAUUCACGAGAGAGAAGUGUGCUGCAGUUCGGUAAUGGCUUUACAAGAAAUGUGGGAUUAGUAAAUUAAAA
Molecule: messenger RNA, 4167 nt
Organism: Cuscuta epithymum
Lineage: Eukaryota; Viridiplantae; Streptophyta; Magnoliopsida; Solanales; Convolvulaceae
Source: the annotation of a GenBank genome assembly